GUUCAGACUAGUAAAAAAAAAUAUAAUGUUAUUUUAGUUAUCUAACUAUUGCCCCUUAUUAAAGUUCGCUUAAUUUAUCUACAGGUAGUGAAAGGAUAAUGACGUUCUCUCGGUUUCUCCUUCUUUCGAGGACAUUGCCCCCACUGGCUCUCUUCUUUACGUUACGGAUUGUGGUACUAAACAACCUACAGUAGUAUAUUAAAACAAAACAAAAAUGUACCUACUUAAUGUAUUUAGGUACGCAUUCUCGUAGUUCAGAAAAGAUUCUAUGAGAUUUGUAUUUUUCGACGCGUAAAUGCAUGAUACCUACUAAUAAGGAAGGUUUAUGUUAUAUUUUUUAUAUUUCCUUAUCGUCAACAGCAGUGCUCGAACGACACGGAUAAAACCACUGGCGGAGCGAUGAAAUUUUCGAGCGUUGAUAAUUUUAUGGAGAAUAAUGGUUGUGUAGCAUAGAAUUUUGUAUGAAUAAACAGGUAAGUGCGUUAGGAUUACGUAUAUAAAUAAAAAAUUACACAAUUUUUCCAUUGUUAUAACCGUCAUUUGUUACAUUAUGUAAUUGUCAUUGGGUAUAACUUUAAAAUGUAGCGUUAAGUCUCGUAGUCUCUAAUUAUGACACACUGCACGGAAAAAUAUUCGAAAGUAAUUACCCAUAGGUAGGUAGGUACCUACCUACAGGGCCGUCAAAUAAACGAAAUAUAAAAUUAUUUUUAUUAUAAUUAUACAUUUUUUUCGAAUACGAAACUUCAAAUCCAAAUAAAUAGCGUGAGGUAAAGAACCCUUGCUCACUCUCCAAAAAUGACCCUGCCUACUUACUAUUAUUACUAUUCAAAAAUAAGAAAAAAUAAAAUAAUUUUAACUAUUCGUAUUAUUUUAUAGCCAGAAUAUAAUAUCAAUAGUAAUAUAAUUACGCCUAAUUAUAAUUAUAAUUGAUUGCUAAACACCAUUUAUUAUAGAUUAUAAUACCUAUGUAGAUGAUGAACAAUGACUGCAACAAAGCAUCCUACAGUAGAUUUUUUUAAAUUUACAUUAUUUAAUGUCAUACCAAUAUACUUUAUUCAAUUAAGCUUAUAUUUUUUUAUUCUGAGCUCUUGUCAUUUAAAUAAAAUUAUAAUUAAUUUAAACUUAAUAAUUUAAAAAAUGGUAGGUAAAAAUUAUUUUUCUUUAGAUUACCAAAUACAAACACUGUUAAACACCAUACAGUGUCCAAUAUUGUAGGUAUAGCAAUAAAAGUUAUUUUGUAUAAAAAGUUGAGAAGGUAGGUACAUACAAUUUAUAUCCAUAAACUAUGAUAAAUCAUUCUAUUUAAAUACAAUCCAGAGCAAAGUUAGACUUCAUAUUUUGUAACUUUUACGAUUUUUGUCAACAUUUGAACUUAAAACGCUUAUAAAAAAAAUUAAAUUCAAUAUAUUUUUAUGACUAAGUUAAAUUUGUAAUGAACUCUGUGUUAAACUUCCUUUGCCAAACAAUUUUAUCCAUAUACUAAAUAAACUUUUUUUUAAAAAAAGAGCAAAUUCAGAUAACUUUUAACCAAAUUACAACAAAAACCAAAAUCGAAAAUAACAUUAACAUUACUACUAUAAACAUUCCCUUAUUUUCUAUAUUUUUGUUUUAUUUUCCCUAAUUAUUCAAAAAAUCAAAAAAAUAACCGACUUAUUCACCAAUAAGAUGCAAAGUGCAACAAAAAAAAUCUGCUUUUUUUAUUGGAGCAAGAUAACUGAUAAAAACCUGGUUUAUAAAAAAAAACAUCAUACAUUUUUAACUACCUAAUACAAAAUUGUAAACAAAUGUUUAUUUAAAACUAUUGUUACUACAAGUAUUUGCUUUUCAUUAAAAAUAUUUUUACAGAUUAAACAAAAAUGUUUUUUUUUUUAAUAUUUAAUAUUUGUGACAAAUAUAUACCCUAAUUAAUAAUAUGAUUUAAUAAAUAAAUAUAUUCCUUUUUUUAAUCAUUAGAAAAUUUAAAAAAAAGUUUAGAAAGUUUAAACAAAUAGAUAAGAAAUAAAUAGAUAGAUAGAACUGACAAAUAUGAAAUAUUAAAUUUUAUAAAAUAUUUAUAAUCAUAAAUUAUAAUACCUUAAUUACUUUUUUAUCAAUAUACUGCUUUCACAAAGUAAAAAAAAAUUGAAUCUUUUAAUAGAAAAGUACACAGUAAAAUAUUGGUUGGUGGCAUUUUUCCUCAUAUUUAUCAAUUAAUUGAUCAAUAUCGUUGUCCAGAUCGCCACUUCUGGAAAACUAAAAUAAACACAAAGUGUAUCAAUACAUAUAAUAUAGAUAGUAUUAGUAGAUGUUAAAAAUGGCAGAUAUUUGAAGAAAAUAAAAAUCAAACAUAUUUGACAAAUUUAAGUCCCUAUAGUAUUCAAAUUAAUGAAUUGUAAUUUCAAAACCGUUAAAAAAAUCAAUAAAUACAUUAAACACUAAAUAUUGUAAAAAUGAAUAAUAAUACAAUAUUUAGUAUAGUAAUAUUAUAUAAUAUUUUAUUUCAUUGAAUAAAAUAUAAUAAAUAUAAUAUAUCCUGGUAAUUACAAACAGGUUGACAAAUAUAAUAAAAAUUAUUUCCUUUAACUUUAAAACAUAGUUAUUUGAAUUACUAUACAUUUAUUUAACUUAAUUUCCAAGCCAGUAAAAUUUGAUUCAAAAUCUCUAUCAUGUCUUAAGAGAAUAAAUAAUUUACCACCAUUUAGUUAUGUUUAGUAGGAUAGAAAUUAAAUAAAAUUAAACAUUUUUAUACAAAAAAUGAAAUUAGUUGAAACAAAUGGCUAUUAAAUAAUAACUGCUGAAGAUGAUGUAAUUGAAUACAUACUUAUACAUAAAGUAAAUUAUACUGAAAUUAGAAUUUAUUAUCUCACCAAAGAUACUAAUUCACAAAUUAGAAAAGCACCAAGAGUUGCUUCCUCGUGGUUAUCUUGAAUAUCAAUAUUGACUAUAUGUACUGGCUUAUUGCCAAAGCUUUGCAAACUUUCGAAAUCUUAACAUAAAGAAUAUAAUGAUAUAAUUAGUUUGCCAUGUAUAAAUUAAAUUAUUAAUGUUAACAUACACUCAAGUACUUGAUCAUAUACUCUUUCUUCACAAGUAAUGACUACGCUAAAUUGCUCCUUACACUCUUGAAAUCUUUCUGGAUAUUGCUUUAUCCUUCGAUUUCUAUCUAACAUAUUUAAUAAACCAUUUUGUGUGUAACUAAAUACAAAUUAGUUAAAGGAAUAAUUAACCAUAAAAAAAAAAAACACAAAAUCUAAAGUUUUAUUAGUGUAGUAAAACUACAACUAUUCUUUUUUAUCAAUAAUUUCAGUGAUUAUGUUCAUAAUAAUAUUAUUGCAUAGUCAGUAAUAGUUAAUUAUUUAAUAAUAAAACUCAUAAUUUAACAAACUCUAUUUAAUUCUUAUUUAAAAUAAUUUAUAAAUUUGUGAACAAUUUACAAUUAUUAAGAUGGUACUUUUAUGUUUUUUUAUUUAUAACCUUGAAUAUGAAACAAGUUAUGAACUUGACCUUAUAUGAUCAGUUCCAAACCAAUACCAAAAGUUAGCAAAUAAUAGCAAAUCUUUUUUGAAGUUAACAAGUUAAAAUUGUAUUUUUGCUAAAUUUGUUUAGUUAUUUCUCCAGUCCAUUCGCAGUACUCUAAUUAAUUCCAAUAUUCUCCAAGUCAACUUAAUAUGAGUUUUCAUUUUUAGUUUGUUUAAUAUUAUGCUAAUUAAUCACCUGUUAUCCCUACUAUUUUUGUAUUAAUUAUGAAUGAUAAUGAAAUGUUAAUUGUAUGCAUACAUUAUUUCAAUGUAAUUUCUCAUCUACUUAUCCGUAGUAUACAGAGAUAUAAAGAAAAAAAAAUAAAACAUUUUUUUUUUCAACUUAUCUUUUUCUUGUAUCAAUAAAAAUAAUUUUGGUAUUAAAAAUCACGGAGGCAUAUUCUUUUUACCCUUAACAGUAUAUUGCUUUACUGUCUAUAGCAUAAUAUUAAAAUAUAAAAUAUUAUUUUUUUAGUUUAAUUAUUCUUUGAUGUUAUGCAUGUGGAUUAGCUGUUAUGUUUAAGUUUCUUUUUUCCUUAGGUCAGUGUUUUUCUCCCAUUCACUAAAUCCUUGAUCAAGUAAGUCAUGUAGUGAAAUGUGCACAAAUAGACCUUAUUACUUAUUUUUGCUAUUUAAGUUAAUUGAUUUUUUUAAUACACAUAAUUAUACAAUACUAGGAUAUUUUAUAGGAGCACAAAACAUGAAAAAUAAGUUUCUGUUAAUUUGAGAUAAUGUUCAAUUCUUAAGACAAGAGUUAAAGUAUUAUCUUUCUAGUUACAUUAUUCAAUGAGUUAUGAGAAAUUGAAAAAAGGACUUGUGCCCCAUGCUUGGUAACUUUUUUUUAUAAAUUUGCUAUUAUUUGUUAACUUUUAGUAUUGGUUUAGAGCUGGUUAUAUCAAGUGGGUGGGCCAAGUUCAUGACCUUGACUUAGUUAUAGUUCAUAUUUUAUUUUAUUUAUUUGUGUUCUAUCAAAAAAUGAGGUAUAUAUAAGAGCCUAUCGGAUACCAAUAAAACACUAGUGUCUAGAGACAGCACAAGGAAUAAAUUAUAAGGGGUUAUAAUAGGCAAUUUCUUAGUAUAAAAGAGUACUACAUAAUAUUCUUUUUAGAUAAUGUAUAAACAAAUUAAAAACGUAUAUAUAAAAAAAAAAAUUUAGGCACAAUAAAAUUACUUAAGAAUAAAUAAGGAUUUCUACUUUAGUUCAUUUCUCAGUUGGUUACUUUGAUUGCUUAUAAUUCGUUAAUAAAUUAUUAAAAAUAUAUACAUAUACAGAGUGAUCAAUCUAUCAUAAGACACUCAUUACCUAGAAAAGUAUUAACAUUUUUGGAAUUUGUUUUCUAGAAAAUUUAAGAAACAAGUUGCUCCACAAUUUCAUAUUAGUGUUAUUUUUUGUCACCCUUAUUUUUGAGGGUGAAACGACUACCUAAUUUUGAUUUUUAAAGGGCAAUCUAUACUGAAAAUUUUAUAAAUAGAUGAAGUAGUAGUUAAAAUGCAUUUUGGUGUUUAAAUUUUUAAUUUCUGUCAAUCUGUUAACGAGAUAUUCGACUUUUAAGUUUAGGUCAGGGAGAAAAGUGGUACAUUAAAAAGCUGAAGCUAUGCCGCCACACAAAUAAUGCUUUACUACUCUCCCCGACCCAAACUUAAAAGUCGAAUAUCUCGUCAAAGGAUUGAUAGAAAUUAAAAAUGUAAACACCAAAAUGUAUUUUAACUACUACUCCAUCUAUUUAUGGAAUUUUCAGUGUAGAUUGUCAUUUGAAAAUCAAAAUUAGGAUGACAAAAAAAAUAAUAUAAAAUUGCAAAGCUGCUUGUUUUUAAAAUUGUCUAUAAAACAAACAUCAAAAAAGUUAAUAUUUUCAGAGAUACGAUAGAUUGAUUACCCCGUAUUAUACAUAUAUUUAUUUAUUAUUUAUUAUUAUUAUACAUAAUGUACUUUUUAAAAACUAUUAGAUUUUAAAUUAUUGAAUAUAUUGUUUAUUGUAUAAAGAAAAUUUGAAUCACACAAUAACUGAUUAGUAACACAGUCUUAAGUUUGGUAAUUCAACUUUUACCAGCAGUGUUGUUUUAAUUUCUUACAUAUUAAAUAGCUUUUGUGGUAAAGAUCAAGUAUAAUUUUAUAGAUAUUAGAAAAGCUUUGAUAAAGUGGACUACUUUCUGAGAUUUACUCUUACAUUGUAUAUAGAAUGCAAGUUAUAAAGAUUUAUAAUAUAAUCUUCGAUCGAUUCCCUAUUACCUCUGGAGACCCUUAAGGUCCCUCAAUUUAAAAUCUUCAACUCAAUUGGUAAGUGGAUAACUAAGGUGGAAUUCCUCCUAUUUGCUGAUGAAAUCAAAAUAUAUUUGAGGAUUAACACCCUUAUAGAUUGCCUUCUAUUCCAGGUUGAGCUUGAUAUAUUAUGCAUUUGGGCUGAGUAUCUUGGUUUAACUUUUAACCUCCAUAAAUGUAAUAUAAUGACAUUUUAAAGGAGUUGCUCCCCUAUUUAUCAUAGUUAUUUAUUUAAUAGUACUUUACUUCAGUGAGUAUAUUGUGUAAAGUAACUUAGAAUCCUUAUGCCUUCUUUAAAUUUUGAACACAAUAUAAACAGGCAGUUGGAAAAAUUUGAAAAGUCUUACGGUUCAUGAAAACAAAAAAACUGUAUCUUUUACCUUCCUUAAUUUUCUUUGCAUUCUUUACUUUGCCUUGGUAUGCUCUAACAUAAAUACUGUCCUAGUUUGAUUCUAAGGCCUUACUUUUCAAUAUCUUAAAUCUGUAUAUUUGUCAUGGUUACAUUUUUAUAUUAUUCUAUUUAUGAUAUAAAUGCCAAAUGGCUAUUAUAAAUACAAUGGCUAAGAUAUAGAGAAACUACAAUAAACUAAUAAUUUAAAAAGUGUAAAUACUAUAGCAGUUGGGCACAGUUAAUGAAAGUUCUAGAAUAGACAGUAAACAAAAGAAAAUUGAAUGAGUAGUAUGAUGUGGACAAAGGUUAUCAAUAAAUGCUUAAUAAAACUUAAAACUUUUAGUUAUCUAUUAAUGACAAUAUCUAUAUGAUGGUUAAAAAUGAGAAAGCUUCUGUAGUGAAUACCAAGGUCUUUGAUAAUGAAAACACAUUCUAGUUGUACCAGAGUAUUAUGAAUUAAGUUCUUGAUCAAGAGAAGGUACGCACUUUGCACUUACCAACAUUGAGAGAAAGACCUAAUUGGGAGACCAAUCACAUAUUAAAUUGAAUAAUUUCAUCUCAUCAACUUGAGUUUUAAUUUUAUAAAAUCUUUUAAUACCAUUGGCAUAAAAAAGAAAUUAAGUUUUAUUUAUAUAACUAGAGAUAAAGUUUACAUAGAGGUAAAACAAAAAUGAACUUAAGUGGCUACUUUGUGGUACACCAGAAAUUUCAUCAACCAAGUUAGAUGAAAUACCGUUAAGUUUAACAAAUUGUUUCCAAUCAGAGAGGUAGGAUUGAAACCAUGAUAAAAGAGGAUCACCAAUCUCAAUAUGGUCAAGUUCACUAAAAAGUUAAUUAUGAGGUACAGUGUCAAAUGCUUUAGAAGUCAGUUAGAAAGACCAUCAAGUUUUACCGACAAGUUCAUAUAUAUGGUUAAAUGUGAAUCAUUAUGAACAUAGGAAGAAUCUUUUUUGGCAUAUAUUAUUUAUUCUCUUAUUUAAUCAAUGUUUCUUGAGAAAUUUUAAUUUUAAUAUUUUGUUGAGAAAAAUCAUAACUGCUUUUUAACAUUUUUGGUGACUAGUUUACGAUUUUCAUUUGAUGGAACAAGAACAUUGCAUUUCUGUUCAUAUAACACUUAUACAUUUAAAUCAAAUAAUAAAUUAAUUUUUUACAAAUGUGACAAACAUUCCCUGGAGGCUCAUGAGUAAAACAACUAUAUUAAGAUUCCUAAAAGUUAUUGUAAAGUAAAGGAUACUAAGAUGUAUCUUUAUUAUAUAGAUCUUUAUAAAUUUCGUCAUAUGAACAUCCAAAAUCAUAAAUAUUUGGUUUGUCAGGUGUUAUUCCGGGUAAUUUCACUUUAUCACCAGUUCCAAAUGAUCGAACAUUAAAACCUUUCUUACUGAAAAAAAAAAAAAUAAAUUGAAAAGUGAAAAAAAUAAAUUAAAUUAAGCUUUUAAAUAAUACUAUGAUAAUAAUAUAAUUUAAUGCAAUUUUAAGCACAAUAGAAAUGUCAGUCAAAUAUUGAUUAUCCAAGUAAUCAGAUUAUCAUUACACUUUGAAAAAUAAUAAGCAACCCUUCCUAAAAUAUAUAAUUGAUAAAAUAAUGUUAGGUAUUAAAACUAUUAUAAAUUACCAAUCAGAUAAACAAUACAUAUAAAUAUACAAACAGUAAAUGGAUCAUCCUGCAUGUGUACAUUUUGUUUAAUUAAUUUCCAUACUAUGAAAAAAAUUGAACUGUUAACAUUUUCUUGUUUUUUCUUAAUUUUUCUCCAAUUAUUAAAAAAAUCAAACAUCAAAUUUCUUAUGCACUAACUAGAAAUGAAUGGAAACUAAGUCACUCGUACUUAUUUGUUGAUACAUGCAUAUUGAGUGAAGCAUACCAAGUGAUGUAAUAUUAUACAAUUAUCUUUACACCAUCGUUUUAGUUUAAUAAUUUUAUAAAGGUCUCAAAAAAAAUAAUAAUGAAUAACUUUAUGGUACCUAACUAAUGUUGUCCACUGUCACAUUACAUCAUAAUAUCCUACUUCAAAGUGCUAUAACUUUGAAACAAAGUCCAACCAAUAAAUUUUGAUUGUACCUACCUUCAUAUUCAAUGUCUAAAAAUACAUUUGUUGAAAAUCUAAUAAUAUGCAUAACUAAAUUUGUUUUUUUUCCUUGAUCUUUUUUUAUCAGUUACCCAUAACAUCCAAGCAUAAUUGUAUUUGUUUUAUUUUACUAUUAAUUAGUAUUGGUGGAGAAAGUUGAGAAACACAGUUCUAUUGGAAUAUUUUUGGCUAUUUGUAAAUCAUAUUGUUUAAUCUAUAGAUACCUUUUAAUUAAGGAAAAUGUUAAUUGAUAAUAGGUAUAAUUAAUUAAUACCUAUCUAUAAUUAAGUACUAAUAAGAGCAAUGACGGAACAAAAUCAGAAAAAGGUAGCUAGGAAACCUCCCUCCAAAAAUCAAAUAUUUAAUAAAAUUACUACCCUAUUUUAUUAAAUAUUCGUGUUCAUUAUGUAUAAGCAAUUUGAAUAGAUAGGUAAUAAAUUAACUUAUCUUACCUUAAAAAAGCAUGAGAUUCCAUACUACGAUUCAUAUUGCUUGAACAAACCACAGCUAUUGUAAAAGCCUCAGUCGCCAUAGUUAAAAUGGGUUUUUUUUCAAGAUUGCCAAUAAUGCCUAUAAUAUUUUAUCUAUUACAAAUUGAAUUUUAUUUAUAAAUAAUAUAUUAUUUAUAAUGAUAAAUAGGUACUAAAUGUAUAACCAAAGAAAAUGUUAGUUCUGUGUCUGUUUGUUACAUACUUAUUACAUUAAAAUUACAAGUAUAUUUUUACAUCAAAACAUUGAUAAUAUGUUACGUAAUACAUACUUACUCGAAUAAUAAUCAAUUUAAAUUUAGAAUUUCAUAUUACUAAUUUUAAUGAGAAAUUUUUUUAUCUACCUACCUGCCUAUAUUCUCAUAAAUCAAUAUUACUAAAAUCUAGACUAAACUUAUGUCACUCAUGAUAAUACCAAAAUUUGAUAACAGAGCAGUAUUACCACAGAAUAGAUAGAAUACUACAAACUAUAAAAGGUGGAAAGUUAUGAAGGUACAGUGGCGGAUCCACGGGGUGGGGUUUUUUAAUGAACCAACAGUAAAUGAACAUUUUUAUAUGAAAUACAGUUUUACCAUAACUAGAAAUUGCCGAUAUAUAAUAUAAGUAUAUAGUAUAGUACUCGUAUAAGUUUUCUAUAAACAAUGUUCACUGGAUAAUAUUUUAUGAUUGUUUUUAGCUGAGUGCAUUAAACGAAUAUAAUUCUGGUCAUAAAAGUUAGUUGGCACACUUAUUAUGACUUAUUAUGACUAAUUUAGUAUUUAUUUUAGUGUAUGUUCAAAUGUAUGUAAGUUUUAGAUUCUGAGUGAAGUGAGUGAGAAAUGUAUUGAUUUUACAAUGAUGUUCAUUUUUUUUUAUACUGUGUAUAAAAUUUCUCCUAGAAAUAUUGCUCAACCAAUACACAAUAGAAGAUUUUUUUUGUUGAAUUUUGGCUCUAGAUUCUUUAUCAAUACUUUAGAAAAGUCAUUUUUUUAGUUUCUAAUUAUUAUUUGAGAUAAUGAGGAAAAGCUGAUUCUUUAGGGUUAAAAGAUUAAAAAUAAAAUUGGUAUUGGCAACCGUUUUUAUCUAUUUAUCGUUUUAUUAUUUUAAUAUUUUAACCUUUUUAAACAAUUAUUGGUGUCGUCAAAUCUCACCAAAAAAAGCAAUACUAUUUACCGAAGUCCGCUCAGAAUCGUUUUUCGUUAGCAAUCAUUAAUCGUUGCGUACAGAUAUAAAUUAAAUUCCUUUCUAUAUCUUCCUUUCCUACUCACCUACAACAGUGAUCCACUCGUGGUGCGAAGUAUGUCUUUUUUGUAAGUAUAAUGGUAUUUUAAAUAGACACCUAAGGUACCUAUUUUGAAUAUUUUUGAUAAGUAUGUUUUAGAUUUUAAUAUAAUAUUACUUUUUGACAUUUUUUUUUAUCGAGAUUCCUCUUAAUAAACUAGCCAUUUUUAUCUCUUUUCCGGUUUUUCAUCUACACAAAUCUCAUCGUUAAUAUUUUUUUACUACCUAUAUAUCUUAAAAUUUUACCUUAUUUCAAUAUCCCAAUAUUCUUAAUCAUAUUUUCUCUCGUUUUUAUCUCCUUGUACAACUUAGCCUGUUCAUGCAACCAUCUUGAUAUUCUCAUUUCUCAUUCUCUUUUUAAUUUUACUUUCGUUACUAUUUCAUCUCUUUUAUUCAAUGCCCGUAUAGUCUCACAACUACAAUUUAAAGUAAUUUAUUAUUGUAGAUAUAUUAUACAUAUUUAACAUUAAUAAUUAUGAUUGAAUCCUUACUUUCUAGUUAUCUGGAGACAUGGCAACUCGGGGUCUUUUGAUUUUAAUAUCUUGCGCGUGCUGUGUCUACGGCGAAUACGUUGAACCUGGUCCUAGGUACAGAUGUCCCAAACUGGGCAGUCUUUCCGAAUUAGCGCUUCACCCUUGUCGGUGCACUGGAGAUUCCGAUGACGGAUUGGCGUUGCACUGUGAAAACAGCAACUUGGCCACAAUAUCCGUUGGGCUGUCUAACGUCGCAUCACUCGGAAACAUGGUCGUGGACAAUCUAACCAUAUCGUCGUGUAAUAUCGGUAAAAAAAGAUCGUAAAUAUUUUGUAUGAAUGUUUCAGUUAUUAAUAGUUUUAUUUUUUUGUUAUGACAUUACCAUUAUCAUUUUUAUAUUAUAUAUUGUAAUAACUCUAUAGGAUUUAUCUGCAGGAUUUGACAAUAUGUGUGUGUAUAAAAAUAGUCAAAUCCAGAUACAUUCUAAACCUAUAAGUGGGGUGGCCAAUAUGAGUAUGAUAUUCGUGAGUCACACGGAUAAACACGACGAUAUCAAGAGCUCAAAUAUUUAUAAAUACAUUUUAUAAUUGUAUGUAAUUGACCUAAUCUGUACAUUUUGACUACAUUUUUUCAAAUACUAGAACCGAUCACAAUAUUUUUAAUAGAAAAAAAAAAUUCUUAACUUUUUAAUUCUUAUUGGUUAAGAGAGAUAUGUUAUUUUUCAUUAACAUCAUGCAACAUUUAGCAAUGUUAAAUCUGUCUUUUCAAAUUUAAAAUAAAUUGGUUAGUGACCUAGGACAAAAUAUAGUAGUUAGUUUUCAAAACAAACUAAAACUUUUUAUAAGAGAUUUAAAAUUAAAUAAUUUGGUUCAAUUUUCAUGUUUGGGAAAAAUAUAACAGUGUUUGAUUGAAUCAGAAACACAAAUUAAUUGAAACGAUUAUGCUUGUUCAAACUUUAAUUUUGUAACUUGAAUUUCUGUUAGCCGAUUUCGUAGAACAAUUUCAAGACUUAAAGGUUUAAAAGCCUUCAUUCGAAUUUUUAGAAAAUCCGUUUUUAGUUAUUGAUAUUGAAAACAGAUUUUCAAUAUCACAUCUUAUUGUAACAAAAUAAGACCGAUCUCAAAAUAAAAUUCUUAUAAUUAUUAGAAGAUGAAAGUCUUAAACAGAUUAAAAACAAUUACCCCUCUUAAGAUCUCCACAGAUCUUAAGAAACUCAUGAAAAAAAUAGUCCCGAAAAAAAUAUCACGCAAAUAAAUUUUGCUUAACAUUUAUAUUUUAUUCGUCAUUCAUAUAUAUAUAUAUAUAUAUUUUUUUUUUUGCUUAUUUAUCUGUAUUUUAUAAUUCUAUACGAUAUAAACAUUUUUUUUUUUCAUAAUAAUAAAUUGUAUAUUAAAAAAAAUUUUUAAAAGUAAUAAUAAUAAUUGUGGCUCGUGACCUGUAAGUUACUUACCUACCCUAUACUCUAAACUAUACAGUCUAUAGUAUAGUGAAAAUAAUUAUGAUGGGAUUUCCUUUGUCAUAAAAUGUUUUUGUUAUUACUUAUUACCUAUAACUGCUAUAUUAUGUCUUAUUUAUAUUAUUGUUGUACAUAAUUGAUAAUAUAUAAAAGAUCAACAGUUUUGAAUAUUAUUAAAUAAUCAUUUAUUUUCAAAUAUACGUUUUUUCUAACUUUUAUAUUUUUUUGAAGAAAAACAAUAUUUAUUUAGUAGUUUGUCAUUAUUGGUACCUAUAAUGAAAUAUUAAUGUAAGCAGGAAACCAUUUUAGAUUACAUAUUAAACAAUAUUAAUGAUAAUAAUUUUUUAAAAAAAACGCAACUUAUUUUUUACAUGGAUAAAAUUAUUUUAAAGGUCGUUUAUUCGGAGAUAUAUUCUAUUCGACUCCUGUGAAUAGAUUGUUCGUAAAGGACACGCCGAUAAUGACAUUGGAUGAAGAUUUAUUUUUCGGAAUUAAUCACACGCUAUUCGAAUUGCAUAUUGUGAAUUCUAAAUUGGCCGAAUUUCCCUCGGGUCCUCUAAAAGUAAAUAUGAAUGAUUAUUUUUUGUUUCUAUACUAUUUUCUUGUGUAGAAUAUGUAUAAAUUGUCUACGUUACAUAUAUAUUACAGAUAUUGGGUAAUUUAAAAAUACUGAAUCUGGAUAAACAUGCCAUAUUCAACAUACCGACUAAUGCGUUCACUUCUAGCCAAUUGCCAACUCGUUUGGAAAAAUUGUACAUAACAAAUGGGAAGUUAACUACCCUGUCUCCGGAAUCGUUGGCUCCGUGUAAAAAAUUAAAGUACCUCAAUUUACAAGGAAACGGACUAAAAACUUUGCAGAAAAAUCAAUUCAAAGGACUGAGAGAUGUGGAAACAUUAGACUUAUCUAACAAUAAUAUUACUAAAAUAGAUUCUUCUCAUUUUAGUGAUUUAACAAAACUCGUGUCGAUUAAUUUGGCUAAUAAUUCAUUACCUGCGGUUACAAGGUUUUAUUUAAAUUUCAGAAAUACAUAAUUCUAAUAUAUUGCGUUAUAUAAGGGUCACAAAUAUAUAAUUAAUUUUGUGUUUAUUAUGUUGAAGAGGAGCUUUUGCAAGAAACACAUUACUACGUGUUUUAAAUCUGAGUUAUAACAAAUUGACAAAAUUGGACUCUGAAUUAUUUCGCGGUAUGCGUUUUCUUCGGAGGUUAUAUCUUAGUGACAAUGAAAUUGUUCAAGUCGAACGAGGAACUUUUUCGUCAAUGACGAGAAUCGGAACAAUAGAUUUGGCUAGAAAUCGUAUGAAGAUUAUUGAUUAUCAAAUGUUUUCUGGACAAAAUUACGUAGAAGUAUGUAUAUAUUUUUAAUUUAAAUUAAAAUAUUUCAAUUUAAAACACCUACGUAGGUAUAGGUACCUAAUAGAAAUAACUUCAAUUUUAGAUCAUUGAUUUGUCCGAAAACCAAAUAACAAAAAUUGAAAAACUAUCAUUUAAAAAUCUUUAUUUGGUUCAUAUUAAUUUGUCAAAAAACAACAUAUCGGAAAUUGAUAGUGAAGCAUUCGAAAACUGUGCAAACAUCACAAUUUUAGAUAUGUCGUACAAUUCAAUAUCUAAUAUCCCGGCCACUGUAUUCGAUAAUAAUACAUAUGCUACAGUAUGGCAAUUAUCUUAUAACGAUUUAACAGAUAUGUCUCAAGUAAGUUAUUUUUUUCUUCUGUUAAAAUCAUUUAGGUAAAAUAGCAACACCCCGGGAAAAGGAAACACUUGUACAACAAUAAUACUUAACUGCAGCAUUGAACAUAAAUGCUAGAGAAUCUAGGGGGUCUGUCUAUUCGCAGUCGAUUAGAGCAGUAGUUUUCAACUUGGGGUCACGAAUGAUAGUUAGAGGUCACCAAAAAUCAUAAGUAUCAUAUGUAUAGGGUGGUCAUAAAUGAAAAAAAAAUUAGGGGUCGAAAUUCGUAAAAGGUUGAAAACCACUGGAUUAGAGCACUAUCGUUAUUAUUUAGUUAUUAUCAUCCAACAUGUAUAAUAAUGUAGAAUAUAGAUGAAAAAAAAAUUUUUUUUUACAAACGUGAAGAUCGUUGUAUAAAUGUAAAAAUAUUAUUAAAAUACUGAUAAUUAUACUUAAGUUUACUAUGUAGUCUGAUAACACAUUUUUAAUCCGAAAAUGUUAAGUUAUAACAACAUUGUAUUUUAUUUUCUCAUGAAGUAGAAAGAUAUAAAUUAAAUUAUAAUUUUAAUUUAUCUACAUAAAUUUAAUGCAUGCUAAAAGCGUUAAAAAUUUAAAUGAAUAUACUUGUAAAGUAGUGAAGUAUAAUAUUAUAUGUACAAUGCAUGUGCUUUAUAGGAAAACAGAAAGGUAUCAUCCUGUGUCCCUAAGAAUUUAGUGAAGGCGUACCAUCUUUACAUAAUAUAGGGAGGUAUAUUUAAUAUUAUAAACAAAUAUUUACAAAUUUUAGGUACCAGUUAGUAACAUGGCAGGCAUAAAAAUUUUAAACGUGACCCACAACCGAAUUAAGGCUAUACCCAAAGGAACGUUUCCAAAGCUAUAUGAGCUCCAUACGCUGGACUUUAGCUAUAACCGUAUAAAAACUAUAAGCCCGGCCGUGUUCCAGCCACUACUGAGUUUGCGGUCCAUCAAUCUCAGCCACAAUGCAUUAGAAGACUUGAAGUCUACGACAUUCGGCACUUUACCAACUGUACUCGAAUUAUUUUUGAACGAAAAUUCAAUAAAGAAAAUCAAUGCUGCGACAUUCGUCAAAAUGUCGUCGCUGAGUCACUUGGAUUUAACAAAUAAUAAUAUUGUUCAAAUACCGACGAUUCCCAUUUCACUGUCAAGUCUGACCGUAAGUCACAACAAAAUCCAAGAGGUUGGGCCGGAUAGAGCUUGGCCGUCGAUGAAUGCACUACUUUCAUUAGAUUUGAGUUACAAUCAGUUAGGCGAUAGUCUGAACGGUGAAUCGUUUUCGAAAUUGUUGUCUUUGCAAAGUUUAAUUCUGGAUUAUAAUUCAAUAACAAAACCGCCCGCCGAAGCGGUGAGCAAACUUGUUUCAACCAGGCAUCUAUCGUUGAGAGUAAUAAUAAUGAAUCGCAUUAAAACAUAUAAUUUGUAUUUCAAUAAUAUAUAUAUAUAAGUAAUAUUAUUUUAAUGUUGCUUAUUUCAGGGCAACAGUAUUUCAGAACUCAGUUCUAAGGCAUUCGGUGUGUUGCCCGUAGUGUUUUAUCUAGAUUUAUCACAAAACAAUAUAACCAAAAUAGAAUCUCAAUCGUUUGACGGACUUUUACAACUACAAUUAUUAAAUCUUACGGAAAACGGUCUAGUUGAAAUACCUAACGGAGCGUUUAAAGGCGAGUUUAAUAAAUUUGAUAGGUAGUCUAUUACAUACAGUGUUAAAAAAUGUACAUGUAUACAAUUGUAACUGCAUAGUGUAUAAUCUACAUUUUUAUUUACAAAAUAUUGUGUUAAACAACAUAAUUUUUUUUGUUUUAUAAUUUACACUGUAUAGAUCAUACAUUUAUAACAUUUACAUGUAUUUGUAUUAUCCUUAGGCUUAGUGUCUUUGACGACUUUAGACGUCUCGUAUAAUCAAUUGAGUUCUUUGGACAACAAGACAAAUAGUUUAUUGGAUGAUUGUCUUUCUUUAAAACACGUAAAUAAUAAGUUACCUAAAUAUCUAUUAAAGUAUUAUUUAUACAAUUUAAUUAAUAAUAAAUAAUAAUAUUCUAUAAAUUUGACAGUUGAAUUUAAGUCAUAAUCAGUUUUCAUUUUUCACCAAAAAAUCAUUUCCGAAUCAUAUGUACACACCUAGUUAUUUAGAAUCUAUCGACAUGAGCUUCAACGAAAUCCCAAUUGUAACGUUAGAAAUUACUAUCGGGACGAGCAAAGUUAAAUAUCUUAACUUAAGCCACAAUUCUAUUGACGAAAUACGGCCAGGUAUAAUAUUAAUAAAUACACAUAUGAGUACAUUUUAUCAAUAAAUUAUAGUAUACUUGUUAUAUAAUAUGUAUGUUUUUUUGUUUAGGUGUACUUGGAAACUUAACAUCGUUAACGGUAUUAGAUUUAUCGUUCAACAAUUUGGGAACAAUGAACAAAGUAGGAAAUUUACCUAAGAAUAUGACUACCUUGCUGAUAUCUGAUAACAAAUUGACCAAACUUUCGAAAGAAAUUAUUAAUUUCGUUCCAAAUUUAAACAAUUUUAACGUAGAAAACAAUAAAUUUAAUAAUUUCCCGCCUGCCUUGGCUAAAAUCUUGUCUAAAGGACCCACGAUUUCAUUUAAAGGUACUUAUGGUUGUUGUAUUAUUAUUAAAAAUCGAAUUAAAUAUAACAAAUUAAUAUAUAAUAUAAUAAUUCAGGUACCUACCUAUCAUAAAAUCAAGUUUUAUAAAAGUAAUUUUGUACUUAUCAUAUUAUAAAGAUAAAAUUGAAUUAAUAUUGAAAUAUAUAUAUAAAAUUGGUAUAUAUAAAUUUAAAUGUGAAUGUAAUACAUUUUAUAUAGGUAAGAUAAAUAGAAAUUUUAAAGUAAGAUAUAAAGAACAUAUUUCUGAAAUAAAAUUUAAAAAGGGUGCCCCUAAUUCAAAUUUCGCUAAACAUGUUUUAGAAAAUAACCAUAAUAUGAGUUUUGAUAUUAAUACAGACUUAGAAAUAUUAAAUACUCAAAAUAACAUUAACAUUAAUUCAGUUUUAGAAGAAUUACGCGUACCUAAUGAUAAAGAAAAAUAAUUGUAAUAAUAUUUUAUAUGUUCAAAUAGAUUUUAAAAAUAAUAUCUUAUAUCAAUACAUUUUAGAUAAUAAAUAAUAACCAAAUAAUUUAUAUUUCUUAACAUCUAUGUCUAAUAAUAACUAAUUUUAAAUAAUCUUUCCUAUUUAAAAAAAUUAUUUCUAUAUUCUAUGUAAAAAGACCAAUUUUGUAAGUUUUUUCUAUGUUUUCCUUCAUUUAAUUUUAGAUUCUGAAUGUAGCGCGGGAGCUAUUAGUUUUACCAGGAAGUCUUUUUUUUUUUUACAUUUUUUCUUCUAGUCUGUGGACACGUUUUUUCCUAAUAAACUUGCUCUGAUUUUUACGUGUAGCAACUUUUCUCAAGUUGUUUAGAUGGUACUUUAAAAAGGUCAUUUUUUUUUUUUUUUUUUGAUUCUCGAUGCCAUAGUUUAAAUAAAAGCACUUAAAUGGGAUAAAAACGUAGAAAAACAUACAAUUUCAUGAUUUCAUUAUUUUAUAACAAGACGAACUACGUUUUCUACCAGAAAAAAAUAUUUAAUCGAAAAAUUACAAGACACUUCUUUUGUUGUCUUUUUGGUUUACUUUCUUAUAGUAUCAUCGCCAAAACAUUUUUGUUGCUAAAGACCGAAUUUAUAUGUUCUUAAAAUCUACAAGUUACACUUGAAAAUGUCAAAAAGCUUUGAAAAAAAAUCACUUGAAAAAUGUUUAAAAACUUAAAAAUAAUAAAGGGGGUUUAAUUAUCUCCCUCUUUAACGGAUUUUAUUUAUAAAUACAAUUUUCUAACACCACAAAAAUGAUUAAUAAAAAGUAAUUUUUUUUUUAUAGUACGUAAGAUUGUAUUUAAAAGAAAUUAUUUUGUAUCAAUUAUGAAUCAAUUUUGUAGAGUUAGGAAAUUUAAUUUAAUAUGUUAGAGUCAUUAGUGGGGAGAUUUUAAACUCCUUUAUUAUUUUUGCUUUUUUAAAUGUUUGUAAAUGCUUUUUUCAGAGAUUUGUAAAAGCACCUUUUUGUGGAUUAUAAGAAAAUAUAAAUCCAGUCUCUAAACUAAUAUCUAUUGCGUAUGUAUAAAUACUAAUAUAACCAUAUAUAUUCAAAUGAAGUAGGUAUCACAUUUUUCAUGAAUUGUUGGAGUACCUGUCAAAGUUAGUAUUGAAAGCUUUUGUACUAAUUAAAACGUAAAAAAUAUAUUUUGUACAAUUUUAUAUAAUCAGUAAUAAAAGAAUAAAUAAUAUUACAUUAUAGGAUAAAAUAUAAUAUCAAAAAAAAAAAAAAACUAUUCUAAAAAAUAUGAUAAAUAGAAAGUAGAAAAAAAUCUAAACAAUUUUUAUGAAACCGACUUUUGUAAGCUUGACAUAAUUGUAACUUUUAAACAAUAACAUACGUACAUAUCUGUAGGAAAUCCUAUCGAAUGCGAUUGUACGCUAAUUCCAAUCAAAAGAAUGUUAAACUCUAAACUGAAUCCAGACCCACAAUGGACAAAUAUAACGUGCGUACAAUUAUUAACCUCAGAGGUGUCGUAUGUGUCAGAUUUAAGCGAAAGUGAAUUGAUUUGCGAUGUACCUAUAGACGACGGUGAUGAUUUUUUUACUGUGACGCCCGACGUAAAAUUUAGAGAAAUGAAAAAGUAAAUUGCUUCACAUUACAACUUAUAACUUUCAUACAAAAUUUUUGUUUUAUUAAAAUGCACCGUGCACUUUUGGUAUAGAAUUGGAAGCAGCUAUAUAAAAAUCGACUGGCUCGUGGUUCAAAAUAAAGAAGAUAUUGCUGAUUUCAUGAUAUUGAGCGGUGAUGAAAAAUUAGAAAGAAGGGAUUAUUCCAAAUUGGUUCCUUAUAAUUUACGAUCGCAAACUAUAAAAAGCCAAUUUGUUAAAGUAAACUAAAAAUAAAAAUACAUAUUUAUUUUCAAUAGUAUGAAACUUUAACUAUAUGGUAAAUUUUAUUAUAACUAUUUUUACUAUUUCAUAGGAUUCGACGAAAUUAUGCAUACUACCAAAAGAUAGCUUCGGCAACGAGAGAUCGAUGAAAAAAGGACAAUGUAUUGAUAUCGGACAAUUGGCUACAAAUAAUGCCAAUCGAAAUCCGAAAAAAAUAUAUUUGUUUUACGUGAUAUUAUUAUUAUUGAUUGCACAUAUGACAUUUUAAUAAUAGUAAAAAAAAAAAAAUGAAUUUCCAAUUUGUUACAUUUAAUUUGUCCAACAAAAGAAACAUUUGCUCAAUUUUAUAUUGAUAUUAUCAUAUGUUGUAUUUUUUAUUUUUAUAGUUACCACUUAUCAUAAAUAUUAUUAUUGUAACAUUCUAUAUGAUAUAAUCAGGGACGGUGUUAAUAUAAUUUACACAUGUGUAAUAUCAUAUUUUACCAAUCUUAUAUAAUCCACUAGAAUAUUAGGAGGGAUGGCUUAUAUUUUUUACAAGUAAAAAAAAGUCGUUAAAUCUUUAAAACUUUUGCGCAUCUAAUAAAUUAUCUUAUAAUUUAAACGUGCCUCUUCAUUAAAUAAAAUAGGGUAUUGGUAUACAAAUAUAUUUGCUAACCUUAUCUGAAAUUCCAUUCAAUAUACUAAUAUUUUACUAUACAAUAUUUGUUUUAAUUAUUUUGUGCUUAAAUUCCAGUAUGAUAUAAGGCAUCUUUGUCUGCAAUUAUUAAUACAUCAUUAAAUCUAUUUUAUUGUAGUUUAUCAUAUUUUAUUUAUACAUGCAAUAUUUUAAUAUAACUGGCUUUUCAAAAAUAAAUAGUGAUUAUACAUUUUAAAAAAGUCGGAUAUAAUUACUUCGCAUUGUUGUAUAUAGGUGACUAGUUUUAAGCAUAGUAAUCAUAAUUAAUUAUUAUAGGAGUAUAGGUAAUAAGAACACGGUCAGAAAGAAACAUGCUGAGAUAACAGAAUGGAAAUAGAUACCUAUAUAAGACAACGUCCACUAGAAAGAGGCUGUUCCAUUUUCACAAGCUUUAAAGAACAGCAGUUGGGAAUGACGAUUGUUUGUUAAAAUCUGAGUAAAUUUUAAUAUAUUUCAAACUGUUUUUCGCACCUACUUACCUGUGUUUAUUUUUGUUUUAUUUUAAUUUUAAAAAUAUAUAUCUAAGAAUAUUUUUGUAGUGUAUUUGAGACGUUUGUGGCAG
Messenger RNA from Cinara cedri, 19708 nucleotides. The record is from the annotation of a GenBank genome assembly. Lineage: Eukaryota; Metazoa; Arthropoda; Insecta; Hemiptera; Aphididae.